This is a messenger RNA of Ostrea edulis (European flat oyster), 3130 nucleotides long. Its product is annotated as AP2-associated protein kinase 1-like. The coding region runs from base 1084 to 1959 and encodes 291 amino acids. The transcript is spliced from 2 exons. NCBI's taxonomy places the organism in Eukaryota, Metazoa, Mollusca, Bivalvia, Ostreida, Ostreidae. The record is from RefSeq and is a predicted model, not a curated record.
AUUUGGCAUCUAUGUGUUACGCAUGUUCACAUAAGAUGCUGUUAUCGAAGGCUGCAAACCAUUUGAGUUGUCUUUCAUUGCUCUACAAUUACUUCCCUUGGGCAUAUAUAAAUUAAGUGCCCCGGAUUAAAUCAACCUUUUCCAUUUAUAACUGCUACACACAGGUUGGCGUUCCCCUAUUUCAUAAGAAUUUGUAUUUAAUAUCUGAAUUUUCAAAUACACUAAACCUCAAAUUUGGUUUAGCACAAUUGUUUAUUGCGUUUAAUUGAUAUAUUUGUCAUUUUUAGUACAUAAGAUGUAACGAUGGCAUAGGAUUGUUUGUCUAAUUUACUUGUGUCUCUGAUCACCGGCCAUGCUGGUUUCCUCAUUACAUUUUUUAAUUUUUUUUUUAAUUGAUCAAACAUUGAUUGUUAAAUUUUCUAGACAUUUUGAUACAGUGAAAAGUACGUACAAUGGAAAACGAUUCGAAUUAAUUAUUUUUAUGAUUCAUUACCAAUUUUAAUGGGGGGGGGGGGGGGGGGAUUAUCGUACAAAUCAAAAGGAAUUUAUUAAUUCCUUUUGUUCGCAUGCAAACUAUUACAGAUAUAUUAAUUAUAAAAUUAUCCCUACAAGAAGCGAAUUAGUAGCGACUGGCGUUAGUCAGACUGAAAUUUCUGUACAAUGUAAUGGUUAUAUAUCGUGGUCAUUAUAUAUUUACGCGCGAGCUACACUCGCAGGACUUGGCGACUGACGUCAUAAAUUCAAAUCGGGAUCGAGAUGCGAAAUUUUUAGCUACUGGGGUUUUCAUGGAUAACACGUUGAGUAUUUUUUACCUUUGCAUGCCUAGUCAAUACCCUGGUGCAGUUACCUGGACUAGAAAUUAUCUUAUAUCUGUUAAGUUGAUUUACAAAAUAAUACAUAGCCUCUAGCAGUUACGGGAUUUCGGUCAAUUCUUUCCUAUAAGCAAUAUGCAUUACCCCGGACCGAAAAGCUAGAGAUCUGUAUUAUUCGAUCUUCAUUUACCGAUAUAUGUAGGUACAUGUAUAUGAUUUAAAUGAGUUGAAUUUUCAUUGAGGGAAUCAUUGCACAAGGCGGUCAACUGUCAUGCCACGCAAACGACAGACAUCCGACCAACCACCCAAAAGGGCCAAAAGGGGGAGACGGCAAGACGGCCAAGCUAUGCCACCGCCUGAUCCACAACCUGACAAGGAUAAAAGUCGUCAAUCGAUGGAGACCCCACAGUACCCUUCUCAUUCCCAGUUAAGUUUACCGGCCCCGCUGCAGGGUACAGAGGACCAACACAAUCUGCAGAUUCCACAGCAGCAUAUACAGACAAUCUCACUUCCCCCACAGCAGAGCCCACCAGGGGUACAGCAGCCAGCAGAAGAUGAACAGUUCAUUUGGAUGUUUGGGUCAUCUAUCAUAAAACGUGCACAUGUAGAGUCAUUAUAUAGGCCUGGUGGGACCAAUCUCAAUUUAGAAAGGAUAAAAGUUUCAUUGUGGUGGCAGGGUUAUGGAGGACUCGAAUUGAUCAAAGCCAUUAACAAGAUAAAGACCCUACGGCAAGUAGGCCCUUCCCCUACCGCCUUGUUAAUCCACUGUGGCGGUAACGACUUGGGUAAAACUUCUGUGAGAAAAAUAAGAUUGGCAAUAAAUCAAUUGGUUCAUUAUUUAAGACAAGAAUUUUGUAGUGCACACAUCAUAUGGUCUCUUAUUUUGCCCAGAAUUGCCUGGCGAUACACACAAAACACAAAAGCUAUGGAGAAAGCUAGAAAACGAAUUAAUUCCUUUAUUCAGAGUAGAGUGUGCGAGGUUGGGGGUUCCAUCAUUCACUACCCUGACAUAUCCGACCAUCCUCAAUUUUUUCAAUCCGAUGGGGUACAUUUAUCACAAUUGGGCAAUCAAAUAUUCUUGAAUACCUUGCAAGGCGGGCUGGAAUCUAUCAUGAAAUUCAAGGCCCAAGUUUACCCUCCACUAUAAGUUUUCCCACACGUAACCUGACAGGGCACGGCUGCCGCUCUUACCCCCACCCAAUCGGUGGCGGAGACCCAACUGAAAGGGCUUUGAUGCAAAGCUCUUGCAGUUGAGUCUUUUGGCCCAACGAGCGGCUUAUUAUGGACAUGUGAAAUAUAUGACAUUUGAUUUGAAAAUUCGGCCUUGAUUUCUGCUCCUCCCAGGCUUAAGGCCAUGUUUGUUUGAUGUGUUUGAAUCUCGACCUUGACCUUUGCAUCUCCCAGGGUCAAGGUCAUCCCUAAUUGAUGUUGACAUUGAUAUGAUGCUUUUGAGGCUUGCCAUUUGUGUGAGGCAGCCCACAAUUUGAACUUGAUUUGUUUGCUUUUGAUACUUUAAUCAGCCGUGCCCUUUAUCGCCAAAUAAAAUUAUAAACACGUAUUGCUUGUGUCUGUUUGCACUUUCUGAGAUAAUUUGGCAUCUAUGUGUUACGCAUGUUCACAUAAGAUGCUGUUAUCGAAGGCUGCAAACCAUUUGAGUUGUCUUUCAUUGCUCUACAAUUACUUCCCUUGGGCAUAUAUAAAUUAAGUGCCCCGGAUUAAAUCAACCUUUUCCAUUUAUAACUGCUACACACAGGUUGGCGUUCCCCUAUUUCAUAAGAAUUUGUAUUUAAUAUCUGAAUUUUCAAAACCCAAACCCACCCACCCGGAACUGUUUUGUGUCUUUGCUUUUUCUUCUGAAACCAGGAUACUGCUUGUGCUUGCUUUAUCUUUCAGGUUACACUCCCAAAUAAAUGUCUGUGCGGCUGAUACAGAAACAAUGACUUUGGUGUGACUUGUGAGCUCAUUGCCCAACGAGCGGCUUAUUAUGGACAUGUGAAAUAUGACAUUUGAUUUGAAAAUUCGGCCUUGAUUUCUGCUCCUCCCAGGCUUAAGGCCAUGUUUGUUUGAUGUGUUUGAAUCUCGACCUUGACCUUUGCAUAUCCCAGGGUCAAGGUCAUAUGUUGAAUUUGUUUUUGAAUUUGACCUUGACCUCUGCAUCUCCCAGGGUCAAGGUCAUCCCUAAUUGAUGUUGACAUUGAUAUGAUGCUUUUGAGGCUUGCCAUUUGUGUGAGGCAGCCCACAAUUUGAACUUGAUUUGUUUGCUUUUGAUACUUUAAUCAGCCGUGCCCUUUAUCGCCAAAUAAAAUUAUAAACACGUA